Messenger RNA from Homalodisca vitripennis (glassy-winged sharpshooter), 4213 nucleotides. RefSeq names its product proton-coupled folate transporter-like. Bases 156 to 1592 code for a protein of 478 amino acids. The record is from RefSeq and is a predicted model, not a curated record. Gene Ontology annotation, cellular component: membrane. Gene Ontology annotation, molecular function: transmembrane transporter activity. Gene Ontology annotation, biological process: transmembrane transport. NCBI's taxonomy places the organism in Eukaryota, Metazoa, Arthropoda, Insecta, Hemiptera, Cicadellidae. The transcript is spliced from 11 exons.
CUGUAGUAGAAGUGAAGUAGUGUAGGGGACUGUACUCUGCAGGCAAAGAAAUAAGGGGGAGAUAGAUAACAGAGAAACAAACAAAAGGAAUUUAGUUUUCGUACUGUAUAGUGUAAACAUAACCUGCACAACAAAGAAAGUAAUCAAGGUUCAAGAUGGAAGGGAAUAUUCAAGAAGAGGCUGCUUUGGUUGAUGAGCCAAUAAUAAAGAAACCCAACGGUGUUAAGUGUAAAAUGGAACUACUUAUGUUUACUUUUUUUGUUGCAAAAACAUUGUCAGAUACAGUGAUAGUAAAUCUACUGGAGCACAACACGUGUUUGGUCGUGCUUGACUACAAUGUUUCCAACUGCACGGACCCGGUGAGUCCAGAUACACAGGGUCUAGUGCAGGAGCACGUGGCAGACGUAGCUAUGGCUCGCACCAUGAUAGAGGCUUUUGUCCCGUCACUCUUUUCACUCUUCAUUGGUCCCUGGAGUGACACCAAUGGUCGCAGACCGCUGAUUCUGCUCUCCGUCGCAGGUUACACGUGUUCAGCCAUAGUGUGGUGUGUACUGUCGUUGAUACCGCAACUACACCCCCUCUACUUCCUCUUGACUUCCAUACCUGUCGCCUUCGCCGGGGGCUACGUCACAUUCUUCCUUGCCCUCUACUGCUACAUCAGUGACACCACCGAGACCAAGAAAAGAGCCUUCCGGAUGGGUUUGUUGGAGGGAGCCUGUCUGGGUGGUGUGGUGGUGUCAUCUCUAGUGACUCCAUACCUACAGAGUACAUCCAAGCAAUAUGGUUACACCAUAGUGUUUGCCACCAGUGCCUUCUUGUUGCUGCUCACUUUCCUCUUCACGUACUUUUGCGUCCCAGAGUCAACCACAGUUAUAGAGUCGGAGCGUACCAAGCUGCUGAAGUUCGAUCAUGUGAAGAACGUCUUUUCUACAUGUUUCAGACACAGACCCAACCAUUUAAGUGUUAUUGUCAUGUGCAUUGUUGUUGAUCUGGUCCUCUUCAUCAUUCUUUUUGAUGGGGAGUUGUCUAUACUGUACAUGUUCACGCAGAAGAAGUUUGGUUGGACUUUGGUGGAGUACACAAGAUUGACAUCAUUCUCGCUUCUGAUAGCAGGAGCAUCAGCUUGUAGCACCUGGUUCUUUGUUGCUGUUCUGAAGUGGCCUGACCUACCUCUGAUCUUCGCCGGGACUGUGUGUGGUGUUAUCAAAUCCGUGAUACUGGCUAUGGCAUCGUCAGGGUACUACAUGUACAUUGCUUGUGGCUUCACUGUUAUUACUGUGCUCAUCAAUCCACUCUCUCGCUCCCAGCUGUCCAAGCUUGUCCCUGGUGACGAAUUAGGGAAGAUAUUUGCUUUCUCCUCGUUUCUGGAGGCCAUUGCUCCCCUCACUGCCUCCCCACUGUACACAUUUGUCUACAAAGCCACCUUGGACACCCUGCCUAAUGCCAUCUUCUGGUUGUCCACAGGCCUUUGCUGCAUCAGUGUCACACUUAUUGGAUUAGCUCUGUUCCUGCAGAGGUUGGCACCACGCACGCAGGGGUUUGUGCCUGUACUCGACGAUGCCUCUAGCAGACGCAGCAGUGUGCAGGAGUAGCCAUAACAGUGACUGUGAUUUUCUUACAACCGAGUCUUUCAGUGAUUUGUCUUCUUUGCAGUUUGAAGAUUGUGUUCAUUACGUGAUCUUACACACCAAAACUUUAAUAAAGCUAACCAGGGAUUCCGAAAUAUAAUAUAGGUAGGUUAUUUUACAGGCCUUAGAUAGUUUAUUAACGAAUUUAGCUAGAUUUUUGUAAAUCAAUAGGAAUACAGAGAAUUACUUUUUAAGUGUUUAUGUGUAUACAAGUGGAGACAGUACAAAUGCUAAGCAUUAAUUUGGGUGAAGAAAUUUGACAUAAGUAUCAUUAAUAAUUUUUAGAUACUUUGACUUGUCAGACAUAGAUCCGCGUGGCAGAAUGUAAAAAAAACUAAGAAGUACCUGUUUUGCAGUAGCUUGAUUUGCUUGGAGUGAUUAAAUUAGUUAUGCUAUUGUACAAAAAUUGGUAGUUGCAGGAAAAGAGUUUAGUAGCUAUUUUGUUUUAGAUUGAUUAUGCAUUAACAAAAAAUAUUUCAAAUUUAUCUGAUUGACUGUGUUAAUUGUAUUUUCCGUAUCUUUAGUAUAUUGACUGUAUAGUACUAUAUUGAAUUGUUUUGUAUUCUUUUUACUUCAAGUUUUGUUAAAAAUAACUAGUUUGUUACAUAAUCAGAAUCACCAAACUUAGUGAACUAAGAUAACUUGCUAAUCUGGGUUCGAUUUUUUCCUAAGAGUUGUCACGACCUUGUCUUAACGGUUUUGUUAUAAAUGUAUAUAAACAUAUAACAAUGUUUAAUCUGUUCUACCCUGGGAGGGCUCUGUAUCUUAGUUGAACUUUGUUUUAGUUACCUUGAAUAGUACAGUUACUACAAUAAUUUGCAUAUUUUGCUUAUUUUCAUAUGCUGUGUGUAAAUUAUAAGCAUUUAUAGUUUGCUUUGCUCUAAUUGGAAAUAUAAUUUAUUGAAUAUUUCAGGAUGUAAUUAAAAAUACGUAUCCAGUAAUUAAUUUCUAAAAUGAGGCUCAAAUAUGUUCGUUCAGAUAUGAAAACUUUAUUAGAAAUGUAGUUUCAAAAAGUGUUUAAUAUAAAUAUACAAUAAUAAACCUAUUAACACUUUUUAUAGAAUUUAUUUGUACAAUGUACAUUUCGAGUUCAACGAAUACAUCAUCAGGUACUUGUAGGUUAAGGUAAAUGAAGUAAAUAAAUAAUUGAAACCAAAUUGUCAUAUGUUUUUAACUAUUAUCAACUUGGUUUCAAUCGUUUAUUUACUUCAUUUACCUUAAUCUACAAUUACCUGAUGAUGAUUUCGUUACGUUUGAAAUGUACAUUUUACAAAUAAAUUCUAUAAAAAGUGUUACAAGGUUUAUUAUUGUAUAUUUGUAUUUAUGAAAACUUGUGUUAAAUUGAUUUUAAAAUUGAGACUUCAGUUUCUAUUUAAAAUUUGCACAAUUAAUUUAUAAGUAAUUAAACAAAUAACAAUUUUAAUAUUAUUGAAAUAUUAAGAACGUUAUCUUUAAUGAAACUAUUCAAAUAACAAUUGGAAGUUUGUACGAAAGUUGUUUCGAAAAUAUAAGAGACUGCACCCAUUUCUGGGAACACGGGAAGUUCAUGUGAAGGCAAGCACACACUUUCUUUUCACAAUGUGCAUAGAGUUUUUAAACAGGAAAUCUUUAAAAAAUGUAUAUUUAAUAUCUUACUUCUUUCAGUAUGCAUAGUUUAAGUAGUCGGUAAACAAAAACUCUUUCAAUAACGAAAAAUAAAUUUAAAUCACUAUAAUGUAAAAUGGACGUACUGCAGUAGUUUGUGUGUAAUGACUUAUGUUCACGUUUAGGAAUAGAAAUAACUAUUUUUUUUGUAAAUUAAGAAUUUUACUCUGAAGUUAUGUAGAGGCAAGUUUUGAAAGAACACUUAUAUAACAUAAACCUUACACUUUCAAUGCAAAAAACAAACAUGAAAUUUAUCUGAAUAUUUAGAGUAAUUUCUAUUUCAAAGCCACAUCAUUACAGUACUUGAAAAAUGUAAAUGUGAGUGAUUAUUAACAUAUAUUUACGUGAUAUUUUAAAGCUUCGUUUAUAUAAAUGUAAUAAAUAUACUGUUAAACAUCACAAAAUAUGGUAAAAUACGUAUUUUGUACAUUAACGAUAUGAUAUUAUAAUUAAUUUUAUUAUUAUUAUUUUUAAACUGUUAUAUUUUUAUAUCAAUAUAUUCUAUUUUAGGUAAUAUGGUAUAUAUUUUAAGAAGUAAUUUAGCUACAGUAGAAGGGGUUAGCUCUGUGCAAUUUAAUAUUACAAAUUAUUUCUUGAAAUGUGUGUCUUUUCUUAUAGCAGCAAGUGCAUAAUCUGACUGAAUAUUUUGUUUGUUAGGUACUGUAUCUUAAUUGUAGAAUUUUUAGUUAUGGGAAAUGAAUCCUUUUUGGCAGUUUUAAGAUAAAAAAGGUUGCAAAUAAAAAACUAAAAAAAUAAACAGAAAUAAACACAUUUAUAUUGCUCAAAUAAAUGUUUAUAUUUAUAAUGAUCUGUUAUAUUGAUUAAUAUAUUGAAAAAUCAUUUGUAUGAUAUUUAUUUAUGUUUAAUUUAAUUAUAUGAAUUAAACUGUGAUUUGUCCAUUUUGUACCUUGCUAGACCAAAUAUAUUAUUUUAAGUAGUGG